Molecule: messenger RNA, 2363 nt
Organism: Vitrella brassicaformis
Lineage: Eukaryota; Vitrellaceae
Source: the annotation of a GenBank genome assembly
CGGCGAUCGCCUUUCUUUCGCCUUUUGCCGCAGCAGAUCUGUUGUGCACAUGCUGCCAUUCUCCAAGUAUGACGUUGCCAAGGUGCGGGUCUUCACCGACGGCAAGCCCGGUGCGUCGGGGUCUUCGUCCCACGAACAGGAGGGACACUUCUACAUCUUCAGCCGCCUGCUGCUGGCACAGAUGCUCACCACGGCAUACCUCAGGGUAUCUCAGUCAGAUCAUGAAAUGAAUGAAUGCGGAACACAAGGCAGACAGACAGAGAUCUGUCUGUUCUGUUGUGUGUAUGUUUGUGCAUGAUUGGGUGGCUGGUUGCAGAGUGAGGAUGCGCUGCAGGUGGCAUUGGCAGUGAAGCGGCUGAUCGUGGACAGUGGCUUCACGGACAUAACCCAGACUCAGCUCGAGCGCAUCCUCGAGCGGGUCCUCGCGCACUUCGAAGAGGCCGACAGGUCGGUCCGUCAGCACACUAACACUAACGAAGCAACAUGAAUAGAUCAGCCAGCCUCUCGUGUGCCCUCUUCCUUCCUCGCAGGUUGAGCUUCACCACUCACCACCGGCACUCUGCCACCUCAGUGCGGUCAUCUGCCGACCUCGGCCGCCAAGCCUGCAUCGACUCAGACCAGCUGUCAGUCACCAUCAAUCACGACCCCCGGCAGCCGCCGCCGCCGCCGGAUGUUCCCUUGUCAGAGGAGGUUGCAGAUCUGAUGGAGAGGUACCGGUGCGUGAGGGCCUUUCUCAACCUGCGCCAGGCUAUCGUGGUCUUCCUCAUGGGAACGGUGCGUACGCCAAGUGCCUAUCUAUCUACCAUGGGUGUGGUGUAUGGAUGUGUGUGUGAUAUGCAUCCGUGGACGCAGGCCGGGAUAGGCAAGUCGUUUCUGGCGAUGAAGCUGGCGGAGCGGCUCAACGUGCCCAACGUGCUGACCACUCGAGUGGCGGGCGACCUUAUGCUCCACAAGGAUGGCAAAACCAUUCCCAGAUGCAAGGUGAGUCAGUCGAUGCACAGACGGUCAGGCGGACGGUCCGACAGUCGGACAGAGACCGCAUUGUCCUCUCUCUCUUUGUGUGUUGUUUGCGUAUGUGGAUGGGUACAUCUGCAGGUGUUUGACAGCGACGAGGAUGCGAUCGCGCAUUUCCACGAGACGAGUGCGAUAGUCUGCAGCGGCCUCAAGGGGGACCUCGACAAGGCAUGGAACAACGGCAAAUCCAUCAUCUUCGAGGCACGAACACACACACACCCUAUAGUAUACCGGUUCCCUGAUGCAUGUGUGUGUGUGUGUUCAUUCAGGGUCUCCAUCUGAACCCAUCGCUGUUCUUCGACAUCCAGGCUGACGAGCCCCCCUCGCCAGACGUCCCCCUCUCGCCCCCAUUCAACCCCGACCACAAGCCCCCGUCCCCCAGACCCCUCCCACCCGCGUCACACAGGCUGCCAUACGACACAUCAGAGCCCAUUCACGAGGACCUGCCACUCGAUGACCACCUGCCCAUCCAGACUAAGAGCUCUGCGUCGAGCGUCCUUCGGCACGUCACCACCAGAAGGACGGCGCUCAGGCGGCCGCCGCUGCUGGAAUAUGAGACUAGUGGCAGCAGCACGGGCAGCAGCAGCGGCAAGGAGUCGAAUGGUGGGAACGGCACCAGCAGCGGGUUGCCUCAGGCGUUGGUGGUGCCCUUCCUGGUGGUGUGCUCGAGGGAAGACCACAAAGAGGCACUCAGAAGUGGACCGGUGAGUGAGCCAUGAUGGGGGAGUGGAAUGGAUGGUGGUCCAUGUGUGCACGUGGCUUGGCUGCGGGUGUAUAGCUUUUGGAGACUGCGGGGAAGAGGCUGUCACGGAGCGACUUCGACAAGCUCCUCAGCAACCUGCAGACGAUCCAGAGGUGCGAACCGAACAACAUGCACUCACUGCAGUCAGUACUGCGCAUAUGAGUGAGUGCAGACGUGAUGGUGUGGCGGUGGUGUGUUGUGUUGUGUGCAGGGUGUUUCUCAAGUACGCGUCGUCUCUCAAUGUGGUGCGCGUCCGGUCCGUCGACCCAUCGGCCUUCGAUUCUGUCCUGGUGAGCGAUUACAUCCAUAUAUGAAUGGGUGUGUGGACGGACACAUCGUGUAUGUGAGUGAUGUGUUUGUAUGUGUGGACUGGACAGGGUCAUCUGCAGGAGGCCGUGUUUGAGGCGAUGCGCAUGCACGUGCAGAAGGUGAAUCAGGUCAAGCAGCAGCAGCAGCAGCAGCAGCACCGGACGUGAUUCAAGGACGCGCCAUGGACAGCUGGGUGCGGUGCACAGAUGCUGUGUGCAUGGGUGUGUGUGAAUGACGAUGGCCAUAUCGGGGAGAGCGGCCAUCGUCAUCGCCACCCCUGACUUUCGCUGAGGUUGAG